Molecule: messenger RNA, 1490 nt
Organism: Chelonus insularis
Lineage: Eukaryota; Metazoa; Arthropoda; Insecta; Hymenoptera; Braconidae
Product: serine/threonine-protein phosphatase 2A regulatory subunit B'' subunit gamma-like
Exons: 7
Coding region: 80-1432 (450 amino acids)
Biological process (GO): T cell homeostasis; microtubule cytoskeleton organization; cortical cytoskeleton organization
Cellular component (GO): centrosome; spindle
Source: RefSeq, a predicted model, not a curated record
AAAAAUUCCUCUGAUCCUAGGGCGCCACCCUAAACGUCAAGCACCGUGCGUCAAGUUAUGUUUUGUAUAUCACAAUAGAAUGGUGAUGGAAAGUUUAAAAGAAUUAUUAAAAAAGAAAUUGGAGUCGAACGGAGGUAAAAAGGAUCCAGCAGAUAUUGAAAAAGAAGAAGAAAAAUAUUUUCAAUCUUUUUAUAAAAAAUGGAAGGGAACGAGUGCUGAAGAUACUGAUGCAACUUACAAAGUUAUUCCAAAAUUUUAUUUUAAGUUACCCAAAGAAGAUGAAAUAUUACCUCAAAAACUAAGAGAAGAAACACGUGCCUUAUUUCUUCAAAGAAGAUCACGACAACUAUUAGAUAAUAAUGAAUUAAAAGCUUUAUGGGUGCUCUUAGACAAGCACCAUAGUCCACCACUUUCUAACGAUGAACAGCUCAUCAAUUAUGAGGAUUUUAAACAAGUAGGAAAAUUAGCAGGAGCUAAAUGUGCUCCAUAUUUUACAGCUGUAGUUUUUGCUAAAUUACAACAAGGUGAUCCUCAUGGAAGAAUAAGUAUCAUGGCUUUGUUCAAUUAUGUGAUGAGAAAGGUUUGGUUGCAUCAAACACGAAUUGGUCUUUCAUUAUACGACGUUACUGGACAAGGGUAUCUUCGUGAAUCGGAUCUGGAAAACUAUAUUUUGGAAUUAAUUCCAACACUGCCACAACUUGAAGGACUGGAAAAAUCAUUUCACUCCUUUUAUGUCUGUACAGCUGUUAGAAAAUUUUUAUUUUUCCUCGAUCCCUUAAGAACAGGUCGAGUACGAAUACAAGAUAUAUUAGCAUGUAGUUUUUUGGAUGAUCUUUUAGAAUUACGAGAUGAGGAUCUUCCGAAGGAUCUUCAAGAAGCUAACUGGUUUUCGGCUCCAUCUGCUUUAAAAGUUUAUGGUCAAUAUCUCAAUUUAGAUCGAGAUCAUAAUGGAAUGCUUAGUAAAGAAGAGUUAUCCGGUUAUGGAACUGGAACAUUGACUGGAGUUUUUUUAGAACGAGUUUUUCAAGAAUGUUUGACUUAUGAAGGAGAAAUGGAUUAUAAAACAUACUUAGAUUUUGUAUUAGCACUGGAAAAUCGACAUGAACCUCAGAGUCUUCAUUAUUUAUUUCGUAUUUUAGACAUUAAUAAUCGUGGAUAUUUGGAUACUUUUUGCUUAAAUUAUUUCUUUCGAGCCAUUCAAAAACAAAUGACUAUUCAUGGACAGGAACCUGUAAGCUUUGAAGAUGUUAAAGAUGAAAUAUUCGAUAUGGUCAAGCCUGCUGAUCCUUAUAAAAUUACUUUACAAGACCUUCUUUCAUGUGGCCAAGGUGACACUAUGAUUAGUAUUUUAAUUGAAUUUCACGAAUUCUGGGCUUAUGAAAAUCGUGAAACAAUGGCUGCUGAUACUGGCGAAGAAUCUUCAAAUGUAUAAAUGUUAAUUUUACUUUUUAUUUCUUUUUUAAAAUAAAUAUUGGUUGAAUAAGUUUUAA